Messenger RNA from Venustampulla echinocandica, 2001 nucleotides. RefSeq lists its product as uncharacterized. Lineage: Eukaryota; Fungi; Ascomycota; Leotiomycetes; Helotiales; Pleuroascaceae. The transcript has 3 exons. Bases 1 to 2001 code for a protein of 666 amino acids. The record is from RefSeq and is a predicted model, not a curated record.
AUGGAGCAAGACGAUAAAUUCACUCCGCUUCCCCCAAUUUCUCCCAUCAGACCCUUACACCUCCGCAAGCAGUCAAGUCAGAUCCAGAUUACAGGACACAACCACCAAUACCCACCCGAAAUCAACCAAACACACAAAGCCGAGUCAAUCCCGUUUGUCUUUCCUCCACGAACAUCUUCCCUGCGCUACUCAGCAGAUUCGAUCGCAUUGGGAUUGCUUUGCCUCGCGACACCUGGACCUCCGCCGGUUUCUGUGGAUCCCGCUCAGUUCGGCGAUUUGAGUUCCAUGAGGAACCAUCUCUCUAGUACUUCAGCCCAGGACGCUCCCUCAAUCGAUACAUCGCGGUCCACUGUUUCGAGCAUUGAGGCUUUAUAUCUAUCAUCCGGUUCUUCUUCCGCGAUCCUCGGCGACUUCAUUCCGAUUGAUGCAAUGGAUGUGACCCCUGACAUGAGGAACUCCGACUCAAUUGGAAGGGUUGAUCGACCUGUGAACCCUUAUGAGUUCGAGCCUAUUACCCCAUACAUCAAUGAGGCACGCCAGACCACAAUGACAGAGUUCAUCACGAGAGCAACGCGUGAGAACUCAACACCACCGAUGCCCAGCCCUCGACCAUUCCAUACGAAGAAUUCGCUCUCCGAAGGAAACGGAGUUUAUCAGCCUCAUAGACCUAGUCCGCUAGCUGUCCCUUUCCAAAAGCCAGCACGCCAUAUGCUUCAUAGAAGCGAGUCAUCUCCGAGCAUACCCCCUCUCCGGUUCCAGGCACGCGGCGAUGAAGGCCGUGGCUCAGAGCCUACAGAGUUUGCUGAUGAAGAUAACACUCUGGAAUCGCCAACUCGCCGUGGACCUGAUGACCGCGACUACCGAAGUCGCCGAUACCGUGUAGAGGGUGCUCCUCUGUCAUUCCCUAGCAGGUCUCGCCAUGGUCUCGCCAUAUCACGAUCGCCUUCACCGACACGCUCCAACAUUCGGAGUCCUGGUGAUGAAUCGUCGAACCGCUCUUCUCGUGGUCGUCAACAGACAAUAUCGCCACCAAAACCCCUGGAUGACGUAUUCGAGACAGAUGAGAUCGAUGCCCGCCGUGUAGCAGCUGCUAUGAGCCCGCUAGUUGAUCCAAUUCCGAAACGAUCUCGGUCGCCGAUGAAGAAAAUGUUUGGGGAUCACGGCUGGCUUGGUCAGUCACCAGAUGAACUGAAAGAGGUCAAGGUUCGAACGAAGAAAUCCUCGCUCGACAGGAGAGAUGAUUCUAUCAAUCGCCAAAAGAAGCCAGGCAUGAUGGGAAGACUUAAGAACAAGUUUGAAGAGUUUGCUGAAAAGGCAGAUAUUAACUCCAAGCGGUCCAGCACCGACAAACGCCCAGCCUCUUCCCUGCUUGCGAUAUCUCUUGGCCCUCCUGAGCAGGCACAAAUAUCCAUGGAGCUUGAGCUCAUGCUAGUGCACACUGGCAAUAGUUUCCUCAUGAAUGAAUUCAGCCGAGGUCGCAUGGCCGUGGACACGAUCAAGAAGACUGUUGACACAUGGAAGGGCAAAGGACGACCGGGAGUCAUCGAAUUCAUGUACGACCAGGCCACACAACGUGAGCUCGUUGCCGCCAAUCAACACACCUUCCGAUUCCAUGGCCAACGUGCCGGUGAUGUGAUUCGGGUCAACUCGAUGCUGUAUAACUGGAAGCAGGUUGCGAAUCUCAUGUCCAUCCGGACGUUCUGCAAUGCUGAUACGGUUAUAUUGAAGCUUCUCUUCGACAUCGAACAGAUAUUGGAACUAUUGGGUGCGUCAGAGCCAAUUAUGUUGCGAGUUCAGCAAAUCCGAGCCCGAGUCAAUGAAUUGAUUCGCAAAACGCGUGAAAAGACAGUGGGCAAGACAAAUGGUCUACAGCACUCGACCGGGGAGGGAUCUGCGAGAGAUACUCAUUCAUCAGUGGGCAGUCGACCCAGAGGUUUGUCUACUGAGGAUCCUUACGGUGGCUUGAAGCUCGUCCCCGACUCCUAUCCAGAGCAGGUUUGA